Pezoporus occidentalis (night parrot) is the source of this 1749-nucleotide messenger RNA. RefSeq names its product basic leucine zipper and W2 domains 1 (gene BZW1). Bases 170 to 1429 code for a protein of 419 amino acids. Lineage: Eukaryota; Metazoa; Chordata; Aves; Psittaciformes; Psittacidae. Gene Ontology annotation, cellular component: membrane; cytoplasm. The record is from RefSeq and is a predicted model, not a curated record. Gene Ontology annotation, molecular function: protein binding. The transcript is spliced from 12 exons.
CCGUGCCGGGCGGGGCGGGGCGGAGCGCGGCCCUCCCCUCUUUCUCUCGCGUUGGUUCUGCCUGCAAGGCUCUCGUCGCUGUUGCCGCCUCACUUUGCUGGUGCUCGCGCCCGUCUCCGCUCCGGGCCGCUUGGGCGUUUUCUCUCUGCCUUAAAGUCGGGUGUCUUUUAUGAAUAAUCAAAAGCCGCAGAAGCCGACGCUAUCGGGGCAGCGUUUUAAAACUAGAAAGAGAGAUGAAAAAGAGAGGUUUGACCCUACUCAGUUCCAAGACUGUAUUAUUCAAGGUUUAACUGAAACUGGCACUGACUUGGAGGCAGUAGCGAAGUUUCUUGAUGCUUCUGGUGCAAAACUUGACUAUCGCCGCUAUGCAGAAACGCUUUUUGACAUCCUGGUGGCUGGUGGAAUGCUGGCCCCAGGUGGUACCCUGGCAGAUGACAUGACACGCACAAACGUCUGUGUAUUCGCUGCACAGGAAGACCUAGAAACCAUGCAAGCAUUUGCUCAGGUUUUUAACAAGCUAAUCAGGCGUUACAAGUACCUGGAGAAAGGCUUUGAAGACGAAGUCAAAAAGUUGCUGCUGUUCCUGAAAGGGUUCUCAGAGUCUGAGCGGAACAAACUGGCCAUGCUGACAGGUAUUCUGCUUGCCAACGGGACGCUUAAUGCAUCAAUUCUUAACAGUCUCUACAAUGAGAACUUGGUUAAAGAAGGUGUUUCUGCAGCUUUUGCAGUCAAGCUGUUCAAAUCAUGGAUAAAUGAGAAAGAUAUUAAUGCAGUGGCUGUCAGUCUUCGUAAAGUCAACAUGGAUAACAGGCUGAUGGAACUCUUCCCAGCCAACAAACAAAGUGUUGAACACUUUUCCAAGUACUUUACUGAAGCAGGACUGAAGGAACUUUCUGAGUAUGUUCGGAACCAGCAGACCAUAGGAGCUCGGAAAGAGCUGCAGAAAGAGCUUCAGGAGCAGAUGUCUCGGGGAGAUCCAUUCAAGGAUAUAAUCUUGUACGUGAAGGAGGAGAUGAAGAAAAACAACAUCUCAGAACAGACUGUGGUAGCCAUAAUCUGGUCAAGUGUAAUGAGCACAGUGGAAUGGAACAAAAAGGAGGAGCUGGUAGCAGAGCAAGCCAUUAAGCACUUGAAGCAAUACAGCCCUCUACUUGCUGCCUUUACUACCCAAGGUCAGUCAGAGCUGACUCUUCUGUUGAAGAUUCAGGAGUAUUGUUAUGACAAUAUUCAUUUCAUGAAGGCCUUCCAGAAAAUAGUGGUGCUCUUCUAUAAAGCUGAAGUUCUGAGUGAAGAACCCAUCCUCAAGUGGUAUAAAGAUGCACAUCUUGCAAAAGGAAAGAGUGUUUUUCUGGAGCAAAUGAAAAAGUUUGUCGAAUGGCUCAAGAAUGCUGAAGAAGAGUCGGAAUCUGAAGCUGAAGAGGGUGACUGACCUGUGACACUGUCCUUGGCAAAGCAAACGGGAGCUGUAGAUAAGUGUCAUGUCUCAUGUGUCCUUCUGGUUCCUACAUCCUACCUCCCUGUAUCAAGCAUGAUAUAAGGGCUCUCAUGGCAAUUUCUUUUAACUGUUUUCUAUAGUUAUUGAGAUGAUACUGGAUUUAGUUUUUAAAAACAUGUUCUAAGUAGCUUACAGGAGCUGUUACAGAUUUGACUCUAACCUGCAUUUGUCCUUUCAGUUCUAUUCUACCUCCUGUAUUUUCUACUGUAAUAAUGUAAUUUAAGGCCUUCCACAAUGAAAUCCAUCUUACUUUU